This is a messenger RNA of Rubroshorea leprosula, 2108 nucleotides long. NCBI's taxonomy places the organism in Eukaryota, Viridiplantae, Streptophyta, Magnoliopsida, Malvales, Dipterocarpaceae. The record is from the annotation of a GenBank genome assembly.
CUUAAGUGGCAAAUUUCGAAUUGAAAAGAAAGGAGUUUUAGUGGAGAAGAGAGCUGAGCCCAUUAAAGCAGACUCUUCUCUUCCUUAUUCUCAUCAAUGCAAUAAAUGUUGUUUGGAGGGCGAGAAAAUUAGGGGAGAGUGGGAAAAAAAGGUUUGUCUCUGCCUUUUUCUGGGUUCAUAGAAUUACUGAGAAUGGAAGCCGAGAAAAUUAGGAGAAACAAACAAACCAAGAAGAAGAAUUUCAGAGGAUGAACUUUCUCUGUUCCUCCAUUCUCAGCAAGAACCCGGAAUUUUGGUUUUGAUUCUUGUUUUCUGUUUGGGUUCUCUGAAAAAUCCAACGCUUUCUUUAUUAUUUCAUCGAUCCGGCCAAUCGGAUGGCCAAGACGGGUGUUUUCAAUUCCGAUCCGACGGCGAUUGCGAAGGCCACCGAAUUGAAGAAGGAACUGCAGAAGCUUGUGAAGACGAUUGUAGAUGAUGACGAUUACAGCAUCGAGACCAUCGAUCGAGCCAGGGAGACACUAUCCGCCUUGAAGGAGCUCAAGACCAAGAAACGAUCGCUCUCCUUGAAGCUACAGGAAGCGGUGCUGUGUCCUGAGGAGUUCCGGUGCCCACUUUCUCAGGAACUCAUGAGAGAUCCUGUAAUUUUGGCGUCUGGUCAGACUUUUGAUAGAUCCUUCAUCCAGAAAUGGCUGAAAUCAGGCAACAGGACUUGCCCUAAAACGCAACAGGUCCUUUCGCACACCAUUCUUACUCCUAAUUACCUAGUCAGGGAAAUGAUAUCUCAAUGGUGCAAGGGUCAGGGAGUAGAAUUGCCUGACCUUGUUAAUUCUAGCAAUGAGGAGGGGGUAACGGAGGCAGAGCGUGAUUGUUUCCUUUCUUUGCUUGAAAAGAUGUCUGCUUCAAUUUCUGAACAGAAGGAGGCUGCAAAGGAGCUUCGGUUAUUGACAAAGAGGAUGCCUUCGUUUCGGGCUCUUUUUGGCGAGUCUGUUGAUGCCAUUCCCCAAUUACUCAAUCCACUUUCUGGAGGCAAAUCUCAGAGCGGGGCUCACCUUGAUCUUCAAGAAGAUGUGAUCACUACACUUCUGAAUCUGUCCAUCCAUGACAACAACAAGAAACUAGUUGCUGAGACUCCAAUGGUUAUUCCUCUUCUUAUGGAAGCAUUGAGAUCUGGGACCAUUGAAACAAGGAGCAAUGCUGCUGCAGCGCUCUUCACAUUAUCUGCUCUUGAUUCUAACAAGGAACUUAUUGGGAAAUCAGGCGCCUUGAAACCACUCAUUGACCUUCUAGAUGAGGGCCAUGCACUGGCAAUGAAGGAUGUUGCUUCUGCAAUAUUCAACCUGUGUAUUAUUCAUGAAAACAAGGCAAGGGCAGUGAGGGAUGGUGCAGUGAAGGUGAUAUUGAAUAAGAUUAUGGAUGAUGUGCAUGUAGAUGAGUUACUGGCUAUCCUUGCAAUGCUGUCAAGCCAUCAAAAGGCCAUUGAAGAGAUGGUCGACCUUGGAGCUGUCCCCUACUUGCUUCACAUUGUUAGGGAGAACAGUUGUGAGCGCAAUAAGGAGAACUCCAUUGCAAUCCUCAACACCAUAUUCUUGAGUGAUCGAACCACAUGGAAGGCAAUAAGGGAAGAGGAGAAUACCCAUGGGACAAUAUCUAAGCUCUCUCAAGAUGGAACUUCAAGAGCCAAGAGAAAGGCCAGUGGCAUCCUAGAUCGAUUGAGAAGGGCGGUUAAUCUUACUCAUACUGCAUGAUGAAAUUGCCUAAUGCACCAUUACCAAUCAUAUCAUCUGUACAUUAUGGGUAUGUUUAUGGUAUUCGGUUGUCAUGCAUAUCAUCGCCAGCCACCAUUUUGUAAAUUCGUCUCCUCCUUCAGGUUUUCAUCCCCCGGUUCCAUGAGUUAGUCACUGUUAAUAAUUACUGUUUCGGAAGCUUAUGUUCAUAGAUUUUCUCUUUUCUUUUGUUCAAUAACCUUUUCACAGAAUUUGAAUUUAGUUAGCAUCUAUAAUAUUGGCUCUUUUACUUGUUUUCUAGCAUCCUUUUCUCAUUCUUUUUCACAUUUUACUUGUGCAUUAGAUUUUGUCCUUUCUUUUGUCCAAUAGAUUAUCCAGAACACA